Cynocephalus volans (Philippine flying lemur) is the source of this 2357-nucleotide messenger RNA. RefSeq names its product BUD13 homolog (gene BUD13). The record is from RefSeq and is a predicted model, not a curated record. The transcript is spliced from 10 exons. Gene Ontology annotation, biological process: mRNA splicing, via spliceosome. Lineage: Eukaryota; Metazoa; Chordata; Mammalia; Dermoptera; Cynocephalidae. Gene Ontology annotation, cellular component: U2-type spliceosomal complex; RES complex. Gene Ontology annotation, molecular function: RNA binding. The coding region runs from base 4 to 2049 and encodes 681 amino acids.
GCCAUGGCGGCAGCUCCGCCGCUCUCCAAGGCCGAGUAUCUGAAACGUUAUUUGUCCCGGACGGAUGCGGGCGUCGAUGGGGGUCCUGAGUCCGGUCGCAAGCGUCGCAAAAAGCGGCCGAAGGCUGGCGGGGCCGGCGGCAAGGGAAUGCGGAUUGUGGAUGAUGACGUGAGCUGGAAAGCUAUCUCCACCACUAAACCGGAAAAGGAGGAGGAGGAAAAUGAUGGAGAUUUGCCUGUUGUGGCUGAGUUUGUGGAUGAGCGGCCAGAAGAGGUAAAGCAGAUGGAGGCCUUUCGUUCCAGUGCCAAGUGGAAGCUUCUGGGAGGCCACAAUGAGGAUCUACCCUCACAUGGGCAUUUUCGUCAUGAUACCCCGGACUCAUCUCCUCCCAGAAGGGUCCGUCAUGAUACCCCGGACUCAUCUCCUCCCAGGAGGGUCCGUCAUGAUACCCCGGACUCAUCUCCUCCCAGGAGGGUCCGUCAUGAUACCCCGGACUCAUCUCCUCCUCCCAGGAGGGUCCGUCAUGAUACCCCGGACUCAUCUCCUCCCAGGAGGGUCCGUCAUGAUACCCCGGACUCAUCUCCUCCUCCCAGGAAGGUCCGUCAUGAUACUCCCGAUUCUUCUCCUCCCAGGAGGGUCCGUCAUGAUACCCCAGACAGUUUGUUCCCCAGGAGGGCCCGUCAUGAUUCUCCAGAUCCUUCUCCCCCCAGGAAGCCUCAUCGUAAUUCUUCAGGUAUAUCUCCUAGGAGAGUCCGUCGUGACUCACCAGAUCCAUCUCCUCCUAGGAGAGCACGUCAUUAUUCACCAGAUAUCUCUUCUUCCAGAAGGACCCGUAACAACUCCUCUGAUAUAUCUCAACCCAGGAGGACUCUUGACUCCCUGGACUCACAGCAACUCAGGAGGCCCUGUCAUGACCCCACCGCUUUGGCUCCUAAUGUCGCUCAUUCACUGCCUAGAACUAAAAGUGGUAAAUCCCCAGAAAGAGCUUCUAGGAAGACUUCUCAUUCCAAGGGACUAGGAACUUCUCAUUCAUCACUCCCAAAGAACAGCAAACAUGAGUAUGACUCGGACCUCUCUCCUCCACGAAAAAAGCAAGCAAAAUCCCAUUAUGGAGAUAAGAAGCAGCUUGUUUCUAAAGGUUCUUCUCCCAGCCAUAGGAAAUUUCAUAGAAGUUCUUCACCUAGGAGACAUCAGAGUCACACAUUGGACUCUUCUUCCUACCUAAGUGACUGCUGGAAAGGCUCUGAGUCAGGUCUUUUUUCUUCACGGCUUAAACAAAGUACAGGGCACCAGGAUUCUGAUUCAGAUCUUUCACCUCCACGGAAUAGACCUAAACACCAGAGCUCUGAUUCUGACCUCUCUCCACCAAGGAGGAAACAGAGGACCAAAUCUUCUGAUUCUGAUCUGUCUCCACCUCGAAGGAGUCAGCCUCCUAGAAAGAAGGCUACACACAUGUAUUCUGGAGCUAAAACUGGGUUGAUGUUAACUGACAUACAGCAAGAGCAGCAGGAGCUCAAGAAACGGGACCAAGAAACCAUGGCAUUUGAGGCUGAAUUCCAAUAUGCUGAAACCGUAUUUCGAGAUAAGUUUGGUCGUAAGAGGAAUUUGAAACUGGAACGUUUAGAGCAAAGGAGAAAAGCAGAGAAGGACUCUAAGAGAGCUGAGCUGUAUGCCCAGUGGGGAAAAGGGCUUGCUCAGAGCAGACAACAGCAACAAAAUGUGGAGGAUGCAAUGAAGGAGAUGCAGAAGCCUCUGGCCCGCUAUAUUGAUGAUGAAGACCUGGAUCGGAUGCUAAGAGAACAAGAAAGAGAGGGGGACCCCAUGGCAGACUUCAUCAAGAAGAAUAAGGCCAAGGAGAACAAGAAUAAGAAAGUGAGACCUCGCUAUAGUGGCCCUACACCUCCUCCGAACAGAUUCAAUAUCUGGCCUGGAUAUCGCUGGGAUGGAGUAGACAGAUCCAAUGGAUUUGAACAGAAGCGCUUUGCCAGGCUUGCCAGCAAGAAAGCAGUGGAGGAACUUGCCUACAAAUGGAGUGUUGAGGAUAUGUAACUUUUCUGAGGCUGUGGGUUGUAGUAGUGGGUAUAGGGCAGCCAGGCAUCCAGCUAUAACAGUUGUCUGUGCUAAUAAUCAGGGCCCACACAGACCAGCAAACUUGUGGAAUGCCAGUUUUGAGCACAGAAGAAUAUUUGAGAGUUGAUCCUUGGACUUAGGUACCCAUACUUCUCAGGUGUGCCAACACUGGCUGGUGCUGGCUUUCAGAGGAAAGUGUUGAUUUCUCAGUGUCUUAAGGUUUGUUCAUGGUUAGGGUUUUUCUUUUUUCUUUUUUUAAUAAAUAUACAUUUAUUUUUUUAAAAUCA